UUAUUAAGAAUUCUACUGAAAAAUUAAAAAUAAAAUAAAAAAUAAAAAAGAGAGAGAAAAGGAAAGAAAAACCAACACUUUCUUUUCGAUCUCUUGGAAGCUCGCAAAGCCUCUCUGCGACGAGUACACAGAGAGAGAGACAGAGAGAGAGAGAGAGAGCGAUAAUAAAGACAGAGAAAGCUGGAAGAGAUCUGUGUUUCCAAUACAGAAAGACUAUUUCGUAUUUGCAUAUGCAUUGGAAUCCCAUUUUUAUGGGAAAGAUACAUGGUUUACUGAUUUACUGUUUACAUUGCUGUUUCAGAUUUGGUGUUUGAAGCCAAUGUUUGGAUUUAUAGAAACACAUUUUGGGAUUUCUGAAUUUGGGGUUGCGAAUUGGAAGUGGGUUUUUUAGGCUUGGAAAAUAUUUGGCUGCAAGUUAUUCUUCAUUGUGAUUAUUUUCUGACCUCCGUUGUAAGGGCUUAGUCUGUCAGGAUAGCAGUUUGCGCACAAAAAUGGCUGAUGCGGCAGGUCUAGCAGAGGCUGCAGGAUCAAGAUUUAGUUCAGUCGAGCUAAUUGGGAGAGGAUCAUUUGGGGACGUCUACAAGGGGUUUGAUAAGGAGCUUAACAAAGAAGUUGCUAUUAAAGUAAUUGAUUUGGAAGAGUCAGAAGAUGAAAUUGAAGACAUUCAGAAGGAAAUUUCUGUGCUGUCACAAUGUCGCUGUCCUUAUAUUACAGAAUAUUAUGGUUCUUAUCUCCACCAGACUAAACUAUGGAUUAUAAUGGAAUACAUGGCCGGUGGCUCUGUUGCUGACCUAAUACAGUCUGGUCCACCUUUGGAUGAAACCUCAAUUGCUUGCAUUCUUCGUGACUUGCUGCAUGCAAUUGAAUAUUUACAUAAUGAAGGAAAAAUUCAUAGAGAUAUCAAAGCGGCAAACAUUCUAUUGUCUGAGAAUGGUGAUGUUAAGGUUGGAGAUUUUGGUGUUUCUGCACAGCUAACAAAAACCAUAUCAAGGAGGAAGACAUUUGUAGGAACGCCAUUCUGGAUGGCACCAGAGGUAAUUCAGAAUUCGGAUGGAUACAAUGAGAAGGCAGAUAUCUGGUCUCUGGGAAUCACUGCAAUAGAGAUGGCGAAAGGGGAGCCUCCACUUUCUGAUCUUCACCCAAUGAGAGUUCUUUUCAUUAUACCUAGAGAAAACCCACCUCAGUUGGAUGAACAUUUUUCUCGUCCUAUGAAAGAAUUUGUUUCACUUUGUUUAAAGAAGGCACCGGCUGAGCGACCAAGUGCCAGGGAACUUCUGAAGCACCGAUUUAUUAGGAAUGCAAGGAAGAGCCCAAGGCUUUUAGAGAGAAUAAGAGAACGUCCAAAGUAUCAAAUAAAGGAAGAUGCAGAGACCCAAAGAAAUGGUCCUAAAGCUGUAGAGACGUCUGAUACAGUGAAGGUGACAAGAAGUUUAAGAGAAGAAACUGUUCGAGCUAGUAAUCAGGGUAAAAAUCUGAAAUAUGCUGGAUGGGAUUUCAGCAUUAGUGGACCACAAAGUACAGGUACAGUUAGAAGUAAACCACCCCAAGCUAGAGAAAGAAAGCCAGAAGUUCCAUAUAAUCAGGCUACACUUGGGAGAAUUCCAGAAAGUGGUAACCAACGGUUGUUGGCAUCUGGAAAUGCACCUGAAGAUUCUUUUGGAAAAGAUGCUAGAGAUCAGGAGACCAACUAUGAAGAUGAAGAACUGUCUGUUAGUGGAUCAGGAACUGUUGUUAUUAGAACUCCAAAAGGGUCCCAGUUAUCUGCUCAGGUUCAUGAUCAAAUAUCUUUGUCUAGCAGCACAUAUGCUUCUUUUGAUGAUGCUUCUCCCAGUGGAACUGUUGUAUUCCGUGGCCAGCAUGACGAUUCUGAUUCUCCUCGAACUCCUAAAUCCAGGCUGGGAAAUCAAGAAAGAACUUCAAGUUCCUCACUUGAAGACAGUGCUGCAAACCUUGCUGAGGCAAAAGCAGCCAUUCAAGCAGGGUUCAGGAAAGGAAAUGUGAGGGAAAGGUCUGCUGUGGGCAAGAUCGAUGGCCCAGAAAACAGAAGAAGAGAGCGAAUCCCAAAUAGUUCUGAUUCUUCUAGAAAUUCCCAUGAGUAUUUUGAUGCACCAAAAACAUUACCAAGAUUGCUCCAAGCAAGUGAUGAUGAAGAAUAUGCAAAAAUAUUAUCCUCCUGUACACCAUUAUCAGUGCUGCUCAUCCCUUCCUUAAAAGAGGUGAAUGCUGAUGAUUCUGAAGGGUCCAUUGUUCAUGCAGUUGCAAAUUCGCUAAUCAAUAUGGAGCGCUUGAAGCCUGGAUCUUGUGAAGUUCUUAUCAGCAGGUUACUUCAGCGAUUAUCAAGUUCAAAAGAAUCAUCGUUGAAAGAUCUGAAUGAUCUGGCUUCUCAUCUCUUCAUGAAAGGUAAGACAGCCUCUGAAGAAACACAAAACGUGAAUGCAGAAGCCGAUAACAAGAAAAAGCAGCCGAACAAGGAAUUCCCUUCGAAUACAAAUUUGAGCCCACUUGCAAGAUUUCUGCUCUCAAGAUGGCAGGGCCAAGCUUCACGAGAUCUCAACCAAGCUUAAAGGAGAUUGACACAGAAAUUUUUUUCUAUGUUUUUGUAGUGUGAUUCCCGCAUGUGCAUUCAUACUGAUUCAAUGUACAUAUCAUUGUAAGAAAUUCUGUAUUUAUUAACUGUUUGAUCAUUAUUUUUUUUCAUCUCAACAUUUUUGUUUCACAGUCACAGCAUUGCUGUAUAAUUUAGGGGCUUGCUAAAAUAACAUUUGUCAUUGUAAUUUUACAAAAACUUUACUUUGAUUUAUUAAUAAUUAUCUUUCUGCAGCUUAAGAA
Messenger RNA from Ziziphus jujuba (common jujube), 2829 nucleotides. RefSeq lists its product as uncharacterized. The transcript has 21 exons. Lineage: Eukaryota; Viridiplantae; Streptophyta; Magnoliopsida; Rosales; Rhamnaceae. Gene Ontology annotation, biological process: protein phosphorylation. The coding region runs from base 492 to 2564 and encodes 690 amino acids. The record is from RefSeq and is a predicted model, not a curated record. Gene Ontology annotation, molecular function: protein kinase activity; ATP binding.